GUGUUUCUUCCGAUUUUGAAGUGAAAAUGGUAUCCACAGCAGCAGAAAUUGAUAAUUUAGGCCUGAACCUAAAGAAGGUGCAGGAAAAAUUUAUGGAAUGGACUGGAGAUACGUUCAAACGUUCGUACCUGGAGGACAAAAAGAACCACGAAAACAUUAUGUUGCUAAACGGGAAAGGUAUGUGAGCCUAUGUUUACCACAACGGGUACACAGCUGGUACAACGGAUCGAAUAAGUAUAAUUGCUUUCUUUCCGAAGAAAAAAUAUUACUACGUCUUACAUGGCUUUUUGUUACUCACAGAGAAGAUGAAACAUCUCGAAGAGACGAUAAACCAGUACCACAUUCAAAGCGAAAAGAAUUUAGAAGGUAAGAAAGCUUAAGGAGAAAUCCAUUUAAUUUUUAGUGGACAAAAACUUUGUACCAGAAUAAUUUACAGUUUUCAAGGGGUAUAGAGAAUUUAAUUAGUUAUCUGAAAUAACACCAAAGAAAAUUUCUCAUGAGAUCCCAAGAAAGUAAAUGUCAAAUUUCACAAAAUGCCACAUGAAAUUUUGAGAAUUUUACCUGUGUUUUCACAAUUCUUGUAAAAUUUGACAUUUAUUUUCACGGGCUCCCAUGAGAAAUAGUCUUUGGUGUUAUUACAGAUAAUUAAUUUUAUCUGUAGCCCUUGAAAAAUGAUAAAAAGAAUGCAACAUUGUUUAAAUUAUUCUGGUACAACAAGGUUUAUUGAAGUUACCCAAUUUCCUGAUGGAUUUCGUCUUAAGCUUGUUUAAGAAGUUAAGCUUACUACUUAGCUAACUUAAACAACUGUUCAUUCAGGGUUCGAUACUUCAACCGAUCAAUGUACUUUCUAGUUUUACGACAGAGAGCUGAUGAAGUUGCAAACCUUGAAAGAGAGUUACGCGAGUUACAAAUCACAGCUGAGCGUCUGGUACAGAGAAGAGAACAAACAGAGAAAUACCUUGAAGACACUGAACAUCGAUUAAAGAAACGAAAAGACGGUACAUGCUCUAAGACAAACAUUGCAUUAAUUUGUUUAGUUUGCGUAGCUGGUAAUUUUUUUAGUGUGUUUUUCUUCUGUGAGAAAGCUGAACCUGGGUCGAAACAGAAAACGAUGGGCAGGGGGUAAGGGGAGAAGCCGAUGGGGAUUCAACCCCAAAAGAUUUUUGAAACAUCGUUCGCCAGCGGACAGAGAAAAUGGCAUUCCUGAUUCGCCAACAGAAUGUCAACCUGUCAGCGAAUGUCAGAUUCCUAUUGGAUGGAAAGAUUUGGCUCUCUCCCCAUUAUCCCCUCCCCUAUUGUUUUCCCAUUUGAAAAAUCACACCAAAAAAACUGCUAGCUAGGCUGGCUAUUAAUUUCCCAGGUAUUUAGACAUCACUUCUGCAAUUUAUGAGAGUUUUCAUAGGCAGCCGUUUUUUGAGCAUUGGAUGACUAUGUAAAGCACAGCUGCGAAGAAGACUUAAAAUCACAACGAAGAGAAUCAAACAGGUCUCAGUUGAUCAAAAGAUAGCUUAUCCAAUGGAUAAAUCUCUAUCCAGUGGAUAAUGCCAUGGUUUCCCUAAUACUUAUCUACUGGAUAGCGUUAUGCAACUUUUGAACGACCAGGGUCAGCUGCUCAAAAACUCCAAGGCUGUUAGUUUGAGUAUAUCUUGGCAUUUCACCUAUGCAGUGGUUCAAUCCAUCCCUAAUAAAUUUUUGCCAUGUGUCCCACACUUAGCCUGCAACUAAGAUGUCUGGGGGCCCUAGGGGUGAGAGAGAAAAAUAGUUUUCCCUCGUAUCCACCCCCCGGAGAGCUUGCUCGCAGGCUGUUCCACACUUUGCAGUCCUGCAUGACAGACCACAUUGUGUGGGAGACUGUUAUGUGAAACUGAUGUCAAGGUAAACACAGAUGUAAGGUAGCCUCCUUCACAGGCAACUCCCAUGUUUCCUGCCAUAAAAGACAAAUGCCAGGAACAAGUGAUGCAGUGGUCUCAGCCUGCGUCGCAGAUGGAACUUUACCUCGGUUAGGAACGUUUGCAACCAAGGCCGAUAUUCUUGUCAAGGACCCCCAAUGGACCCAACGAAUUACCGGAGAGGCAUUUUGAAUUUCCUUUCAUCCUGAUUGGGAAAUCAACAAUUGCCCUUUAAACAAGCCAAUCAUUGUGCAUACUCAAGUCCUGGAAUGCACGUGGGGAUCCAGAACAGCGAUGUUGGCACUGUUUUGCAGGUGGACUCAACCAGAGGUUUAGUUUCGUCUGUUACAUAACUAGGCUGACAGGCUAGGGUCUGACUGCAAGAUUCAUCUGCUGCAAGAAAACCAUCCUAGGCAAUGAUCCUAAGAGAAUAAGACACCUGCCUGUGCCAUGUGGAUCUAUGUUUACAACAACGGGUACACAGCUGGUACAACGGAUCGAAUAAGUAUAAUUGCUUUCUUUCCGAAGAAAAAAUAUUACUACGUCUUACAUGGCUUUUUGUUACACACAGAGAAGAUGAAACAUCUCGAAGAGACGAUAAACCAGUACCACAUUCAAAGCGAAAAGAAUUUAGAAGGUAAGAAAGCUAAAGGAGAAAUGCAUUUAAUUUUUAGUGGACAAAAACUUUGUACCAGAAUAAUUUUAAAAAUAUAGAAUUCCUUUUUACAGUUUUCAAGGGCUAUAGAAGAUUUAAUUAGUUAUCUGAAAUAACACCAAAGAAAAUUUCUCAUGAGAUCCCAAGAAAGUAAAUGUCAAAUUUCACAAAAUGACACAUGAAAUUUUGAGAAUUUUACCUGUGUUUUCACAAUUCUUGUAAAUUUUGACAUUUAUUUUCACGGGCUCCCAUGAGAAAUAGUCUUUGGUGUUAUUACAGAUAACUAAUUUUAUCUGUAGCCCUUUGAAAAUGUUAAAAAGAAUGCAAUAUUGUUCUGGUACAAGGUUUUUGUGCACUGAAAAUUGAAGUUACCUGACUUCCUGAUGGAUUUCGUCUUAAGCUUGUUUAAGAAGUUAAGCUUACUACUUAGCUAACUUAAACAACUGUUCAUUCAGGGUCCGAUACUUCAACCAAUCAAUGUACUUUCUAGUUUUACGACAGAGAGCUGAUGAAGUUGCAAACCUUGAAAGAGAGUUACGCGAGUUACAAAUCACAGCUGAGCAUCUGGUACAGAGAAGAGAACAAACAGAGAAAUACCUUGAAGACACGGAACAUCGAUUAAAGACACGAAAAGACGGUACAUGCUCUAAGACAAGCAUUGCAUUAAUUUGUUUAGUUUGCGCAGCUGGUAAUUUUUUUGGUGUGUUUUUCUUCUGUGCGAAAGCUGAACCUAGGUCGAAACAGAAAACGAUGGGGCAGGGGAGUAAGGGGAGAAGCCAAUGGGGAUUCAACCCCAAAAGAUUUUUGAAACACUGUUCGCCAGCGGACAGAGAAAACGGCAUUCCUGAUUCGCUGACAGAAUGUGAACCUGUCAGCGAAUGUCAGAUUCCUAUUGGAUGGAAAGAUUUCACUCUCCCCAUUAUCCCCUACCCUAUUGUUUUCCCAUUUGAAAAAUCACACCAAAAAAACUGCUAGCUAGGUGGGCUAUUAGUUUAUCAGUUUCUAUUUUCCAGGUAUUUAGACGUCACUUCUGCCAUUUAUGAGAUUUUUCAUAGGCAGCCGUUUUUUGAACAUUGAAUGACUAUAUAGAGAACAGCCGCGAAGAAUUAUAAGACUUAAAAUUAGAACGAAGAGAAUCAUCUCAGUUUUUCAAAAGAUAGCGUUAUCCAAUGGAUAAAUCUCUAUCCAGUGGAUAAUGUCAUGGUUUCCCUUAUAUUUAUCCACGGGAUAGUGUUAUGCAACUUUUGAACGACCAGGGCCAGCUGCUCAAAAACUCCAAGGCAGUUAGUUUGAGUAUAUCUUGGAGUAUCGCCUAUACAGUGGUUCAACCCAUCCCUAAAAAAUUUUUUCCAGGUGUCCCACACUUAGCCUGCAACCAAGUUGUCUGGGGGCCCUAGGGGUGAGAGAGAAAAAUAGUUUUCCCUCGUAUCCACCCCCCCGGAGAGCUUGCUCGCAGGCUGUUCCACACUUUGCAGUGCUGCAUGACAGACCACAUUGUGUGGGAGACUGUUAUGUGAAACUGAUGUCAAGGUAAACACAGAUGUAAGAUAGCCUCCUUCACAGGCAACUUCCAUGUUUCCUGCCAUAAAAGACAAAUGCCAACAAGAACAAGUGAUGCUGUGGUCUCAGCCUGCGUCGCAGACAGAACUUUACCUCGGUUAGGAACGUUUGCAACCAAGGCCGAUAUUCUUGUCAAGGACCCCCAAUGGACCCAACCAAUUACCAGAGAGGCAUUUUGAAUUUCGUUUCAUCCUGAUUGGGAAAUCAACAAUUGCCCUUUAAACAAGCCAAUCAUUGUGCAUACUCAAGUCCUGGAAUGCACGUGGGGAUCCAGAACAGCGAUGUUGGCACUGUUUUGCAGAUGGACUCAACUAGAGGUUUAGUUUCGUCUGUUACAUAACUAGGCUGACAGGCUAGGGUCUGACUGCAAGAUUCAUCUGCUGCAAGAAAACCAUCCUAGGCAAUGAUCCUAAGAGAAUAAGACACCUGCCUGUGCCAUGUGGAAAGGGCUAGUUUCUACUUGUUUAUGUUACUUUGACCAGGCUCAUGUAACUUGGGGAUCCUGUGGCUCUAAACAACCUUACCUGAAAUGUUGUGGGUUUUUUUUUUAGAAAUCACUUCUAAGGAACAAAGUAGCUCAUUCAAGAUCAAACAGUUUACCAAGGGGACAGAGUUAUUCAAAGAGAGACUGGGCUUAGCUUUCAAGAAAGUGGAUGGUAAGCUCUGUUGCUCACACUCAAGGUUUAUUGUCAGGGGUUUCUGCAUUGUAUAUAUCAACUCAGAUAUUCUCCAUACUGUUCUCACUACAUUCCUAAUCAUAGUAAUGGGAAGAUUUUGUUUAGAAAUCAAUCUAUACUAACCUUAGGGCUUGCAGGGACUUUAGUUACUGUGGAGGCCAGUCACCAGAUAGCCUGCGAUCACACCUUUUCCUAAUUAUUCUAUUUACUCAAUGGGCAAAUUUACUGACCAUUUAAAUUAUUUAAUUUGCCCAGCUGAACAGCAAUUUUAUGUGCCACAUUUUAUAACUUUGCCCACAAAACUUGAAAUAUUUGGAAGAUUAUCAUUUCAUCAUCUCCUAUCUCUAGAGAUAAAAAGAUAACCUGUCUUGAAAGCUUGUACGUUUCAAUAAAAAUUUAAUAGGACAGUUAACAGUUAAGAUAUUUUAAUGUUCAAGUAGAUAAGUUUUCUCUCUCUCUCUCUCUUUCAUCAGAAGAUAAUCUGCAGUUUGUGUUCAAGUACAUUGAUCCAAAUGAUGAGGAGAAGCCAUUUGUUUUUACUGUGUCCAUUACCAACCAAGGCACAUACAGUGGUAAUGUUGUUAGUAAAUAGCUUCACUAUAAAAUCAAAACAGUCUCUGGUGUCAUUGUUUUUAAAGGGUGAAAAUUUAAUUAAAAAUGGAAAGACUCACUCGAAACAAAAUACAAAUGUAACAAUAUUUUAAUAAGGAACUGAAAAUUUACAAAGAAAAGUGUAAACAUUGUCAAACCUAUGUUUCGGUUUCCUUGAAACUAUGUCCUGUUCUGCAAAUUUAUGCCAAGGCUCAAAUAUUAUUAAAUCUGCAUUACUUGCUUCAAAAGAUGAUAUUUUUUGUCUUCCAUUUGAUCAUAUUUACCCGUUGAAGACAACAGCCUAGGUUUGCAAAGUUAAUUUAUUCACACUUUUUUAAAUUCUGCGCAUUGAUUUUGGAAUUUGUUUUGAUAUAUCCAUGCCUGUGAUAUCACGGAUAUUACAAACUGGUGAUUCCAUUUAACAAAAAAAAAUUACCACGUCUUUCUUUGUUUAUGGUGGAAACGUGGAGGCAGAGCAGUUAACAUGUUUCACAGACUUCAAAUCUGUAGGUCCAGGCAGUAUCAAUGGGCACCGGUAACAUAUUGCUGGGGUGUGGCUAGCACCCCAUCCAGCUGAGAGUAGCAAAGCUCCUUGUUACUUCAUGCUACAGCAACCAGGACAACCUCCAGUCAUGUAGGCCCUUUGUGUGUAUCUUAACCUUCUUUGCCUAUGAAGAUCUAAAAAUUAACCUGUUAUUCCUCUUACAGUGAAAAACUGCAUGCCAGAGGUCAAAGAACUUGAUGAAAUGGUGCAGCAGCUAAACAGUACAAAUAACUUCUCCAAGUUUGUGGUCUCAAUGAGAAGAAGAUUCAAAGAUUAUGUUACAGCCUCCAACAAGACCAGCACAAGUUGAAUCAGCGUAUUUCAUCUCAAGGCACUAAAAGCAAGCUGUGUGGCAAUGAUUGUUGUCUUUAGAUCUGGCUAAACUUCAAAAGCUCAUCACAUUAUCCAAGAUUAAAAGAGAAAUAAUAACAAACUGUACUCUUUAAGAGACGAAUUGCUAUUACUGAAGAGAUGUUUUAUACAUGACUUGUAGUAGUUCAUUCUAAGAUAACAAAAUGCUAGUUCCCCCUUACCUGUUUGUAAAUAAUCAAGUGCAUGGUGAAUCACAUCAUCAUUCAAAAGAACUCCUGAAAUUAGUUUUUUAGUCCAAGUACACCUUUAUUCGAGGUUAGUAAAAGAUUCUGUUUGAAAUCUUUUAUGUAGUUGCUGGUUUGUUGAAAGACAUGACAAUAUGC
Messenger RNA from Porites evermanni, 6611 nucleotides. Lineage: Eukaryota; Metazoa; Cnidaria; Anthozoa; Scleractinia; Poritidae. The record is from the annotation of a GenBank genome assembly.